Hyaena hyaena (striped hyena) is the source of this 4687-nucleotide messenger RNA. RefSeq names its product tubulin tyrosine ligase like 3 (gene TTLL3). The record is from RefSeq and is a predicted model, not a curated record. Gene Ontology annotation, biological process: cilium movement; protein modification process; cilium assembly. Bases 344 to 3070 code for a protein of 908 amino acids. The transcript has 14 exons. Gene Ontology annotation, cellular component: cilium. Lineage: Eukaryota; Metazoa; Chordata; Mammalia; Carnivora; Hyaenidae.
UGAAAGCGUAAGCGUGUAAAUCGGCGUACUGAAGUGUUUUCAUAUUCAUGAACUGAAAUCUGGAGGUGGGUAUUGGGAAAAUUUUCGAAGGGUUAGCCUUUGAGCUGAGCUUUCCAAAGAGUUUUCUUCCAGAUCACCAAAGAAGUCUCUCGAGGUAAAGUUAAAGGGAAGAGGGUUAGGGGUGGGAGCAACCCGGACAGCUGUCAUCCCUUUUAUGACAUUCCCUCUGUGACCUCCUCCUGCUGCCGACAGAAUUAGGUGUGCCCUCCUCUGGGGCACACGGCUGUGUUCUGGCUUUGCAGUGUUACAGGUGUUCACGGUGAAGCUGGAUGUUCCCUAGAGAAUGGCAGCUGCUCACAGAACCCUCACAGGACAGCAUUGCCUAGGUUCCCUUGUCCUCUGGCGAGGAUUCUCCAAGACGUCUCACCACAUGGGCCGGCUCAGAAACGCCAGGAUCCACGUGGAGAGAGCUGUCAAGCAGAAGAAGAUCUUUAUGAUCCAAGGCCGCUACCCAGUGAUACGGUGCCUCUUGCGCCGGAGAGGCUGGGUGGAGAAGAAGAUGGUCCAUCACUCGGGCACCACCCUGCCGCCACCCCAGAAGGAUCUGGAUAGCUCAGUAAUGGGUGACAGUGACACCACUGAGGAUGAGGAUGAAGACAAACACGAGGCGUUUCGACCACCACAGCUGUUUGACUUUGCUGAUUUAAUGGAAUUUGAUGACCUAGAUGGGACACAUGCUCUGAUGUCCCGCAUGGUUCGGAAUGAGAUCCCCUAUUUCAUCUGGACCACUCGGCGGGAUGUGCUGGACUGUCGCUUCCUCUCCAAGGAUCAGAUGAUAAACCACUAUGCCCGGGCUGGCUCUUUUACCACUAAGGUGGGCCUGUGUCUCAAUCUCCGGAAUUUGCCGUGGUUUGAUGAGGCUGAUGCUGACUCCUUCUUUCCGCGCUGCUACCGCCUGGGGGCUGAGGACGACAAAAAGGCCUUCAUAGAGGACUUCUGGCUGACAGCUGCCCGCAACGUUCUCAAGCUGGUGGUGAAGUCUGAAUGGAAGUCGCUCUCUGUCCAGACAGAAGAGGAAGAGGCCCCAGGAGACAAGCAGCCCAAGGAGCAGGAGAAAAAGCCAGCGACGGUGACCCCAGAGUUUGUGGAUGAGGCUUUGUGUGCCUGUGAGGAGCAUCUUAGCACCCUGGCUCACAUGGACAUCGACAAGGGCCUGGAGGCGCCCCUGUACCUCAGCCCUGAGGGCUGGUCCCUCUUCCUCCGGCGCUACUACCAAGUGGUCCACGAGGGGGCAGAACUCAGGCACCUCGACACCCAGACGCAGCGCUGUGAGGACAUCCUGCAGCAGCUGCGGGCCGUGGUGCCACAGAUGGACAUGGAAGGAGAUCGCAACGUCUGGAUCGUGAAGCCGGGAGCCAAGUCCCGAGGACGAGGCAUCAUGUGUAUGGACCACCUGGAGGAGAUGCUGAAGCUGGUAGACGGCAACCCCACGAUGAUGAAGGACGGCAAGUGGGUGGUACAGAAGUAUAUUGAGCGGCCCCUGCUCAUCUUUGGCACCAAGUUUGACCUGAGACAGUGGUUCCUGGUGACUGACUGGAACCCACUGACCGUGUGGUUCUACCGUGACAGCUACAUCCGCUUCUCCACGCAGCCCUUCUCCUUGACGAACCUGGACAACUCAGUGCACCUGUGCAACAACUCCAUCCAGAAGCACCUGGAGAAUUCAUGCCAUCGGCACCCGCUGCUGCCCUCGGACAACAUGUGGUCAAGCCAGAAGUUCCAGGCCCACCUGCGGGAGAUGGGGGCCCCAAACGCCUGGUCCACUGUCAUCGUGCCUGGCAUGAAGGCCGCUGUGAUCCAUGCCUUGCAGACCUCCCAGGACACCGUGCAGUGCCGGAAGGCCAGCUUCGAGCUCUACGGUGCUGACUUCGUGUUUGGUGAGGACUUCCAGCCCUGGCUGAUUGAGAUCAAUGCCAGCCCCACCAUGGCCCCCUCCACGGCUGUCACCGCCCGGCUCUGCGCAGGCGUGCAAGCUGACACCCUGCGAGUGGUUAUCGACCGGCGGCUAGACCGCAACAGUGACACAGGAGCCUUCGAGCUCAUCUACAAGCAGCCCGCCGUGGAGGUACCCCAGUAUGUGGGUAUCCGGCUCCUGGUAGAAGGCUCCACCAUCAAGAAGCCCCUGGCAAUGUGUCAUCGGCGGAUGGGGGUCCGCCCGGCCCUCCCUCAGCUGCUGACCCAGCGAGGCUCUGGGGAAGGCAAGGACUCAGGGACCGUUACCCACAGGUCAGCUCCUAGGAAGGCUGCUGGGGCCAGGAGCCUGGGGCACACUGAGAAGCCAGUCUCCACUGCCACCACCUCAGCCCCUGGAAAGGGGAAGAAAGGCAAGGCGAAAUGUGCCACAGCCCUGGCCCACCCCAGUCUCCGGAAGUGGGAACCCCCCAACACCAGGAUGGGCUGCAUUUUCACCAUGACCUUUGCUAGUGGGGACAGGCAGCCCCACCCGUUGAACAGAUUGCCAUUGAGUCUGAAGAACCCCCAGGCCCUGGCCCCUUACCACUUCCCGAGCCUCUACCCGAAGGCCUGGCUGCCUCCUCCCCAUCCGCUCCGAUGCCAGGGCCCGGUCCUCAGACUGCAGCACAGCAAGUUGGUGGGCUCUAAGGCCCUGUCAACCACAGGCAAGGCCUUGAUGACUCUCCCUACCGCCAAGGUUUUGAUUUCCUUCCCAUCUAACCCUGAGCUCAAGUUGGCAUCCAACGCCCUGAAACCAAGAAAGUGUAUUCGUGGUCCCUGUCCUGGAAGUGCCUUGUGGCCUCUACCCUUCGAGGUUGGAAAUCUUCCUAGCACCCACAGAAAGAUCAAGGCCAAAGGCAAGUUCAAGGCCAGACUCUGUGACAAACCCAAGGCUGAGGCAUGCCUCCUGAAGACACUGAGCCUUCCAGGCCCCCUGCCCUUUAUCAGUGCAUACCAGGGUCUAGGGGGCAUGCGGGACAUGAGGCUUCAGAAGCCCUUGCUUCGAUCCUCACUGCCCCUAUCCCGGAUGCAGUGCCAAAUAAAAAGGAGCAAGUGAAGUAUCCUGGGCUUGGCUCCAUUCCUAUUGGAGGGUGAAGAGAGGGUAGGCGGAGGCCCUGCACCCCAAGGUCCAGAAUGAGAGCUGCAGGCCAUCAGCGGCCUUCCACAAAGCAAGGGCCGGAAUUCUCCCACUCACGACAGACAUGGGGCUUCCUAUUCAGGGACUCCCUGGCAUCCCUGACCUUUGGAUGGGGGCGAUUAGCCUCACUUUAUAGAUGAGCAGUCAGAGUCUGAAUGAGAAGCCAUGGCUUGCCCAAGAUCAUGUGGCAGUGAGAAAGCUAGGACACACUGCCGGACUGCUCACCACUGGGAGGUCCCCAAGCGCCGAGCCCAGGGGAGAAGCUGGCGGGCAGGAGAGUGACACCUAAGGGCGUGCGAUUUACAGCAUGAGAUGAAGGAAGCAGGAACCUUGCCCUAACCCAGCCCCUCUCCAGAGGGAGUGGGUCCGCCCCUUCCUCAGCAGGGGGCUGUGGUUGCCUACAAAGGUAAUGUCAAACAAACCAUCUGAGAAACUUUGGUAUUUCUUAGUUGUAGUGGGUUGAGUGGCAGUCCCCGCUACACCCAAAGAUACAUCUGCCUGGAAACUGAAUAACUUCAUUUGGACAAAGAGUCUUUGUAGAUGUGCUUAAGUUAAAGGUCUUGAGGUGAAAGUACUCUGGAUUAUGCAGGUGGGCGGGCCCUAAAUCCAAUGACAGGUGUCUUUAUGUGAGUCAGAAGACACAGACACGAGAAGGCCAUGGGAAGAUGGAGGCAGGCUGCUGUGAGAACAGCCAUAAGUCAAGGCUUGGAACCACCCGAAGCUGAAAGAGGAAAGGGAGGGUUCACCCCGAGAGGCCUCAGAGAGCACGGCCCUGUUGACAACUUGACUUCAGACUGGCCUCCAAGCACAUCUGUGACAAAAUGAUUUCUGUUGUUUUAAGCCACUCGGGUGUGGUAGUUUGGGACAGCAGCCCUAGGGAACUAACGAUACUAGUCAAGUGGACAUACAUGUAUUCUGAUGCAGCACCUCUUGCAAAACCGAACCAGGAAGUGCACACAGGUGGGUUCACACCACUGUUGUGCUGACAGCUAAAUGCCCUAACUGUCCACUAACAGAAUGGAUAGACUGGUGUGGUCAUGCACUGGAAUUCAAGCCCAGGCCGUACAUCACAGAUGCCUUCCGCGGCGUGGAACAAGAUCACAAAAGGACAUACACGGCAUGACUCUGCUUCUGGAAAGACCAAAAUCGGGCAAAACAAAGUAUAUUGUCGAGGGGGGAUGCAUGUGUAAGUGGGAAACCCUAACAAGACAAGCAAGGGAAGCUCCCAUGUCAGUAGGGAUUUCCAACCUAGAAUGAAUAAUAGAACCCCUUGGGGGAGCUUAAAAGAUGGAUACCAGGGUCUCCGGCCCAGACUGCUUAAAUUGGUAUCUUUGGGGUGCAGAAUCACGGGGAAGGUGUGGGGCUUUUUUUUUUUUAAGCUUCCUGAGAGGGAGGUGGAGGGGGUUCUACUGUGAGACCAGGGUUGAGAACUGGUACCCUAAAGAGGAGGGAGAGGCAUGUUUCUGUUUCAUGCCCUGAGCGGUGGUUAAAUGGGCGUCACUUUGUAAUUCUUUAAAUCGCAGAGAUGUUUAUGUA